This is a messenger RNA of Salmo salar (Atlantic salmon), 3212 nucleotides long. RefSeq names its product dual specificity testis-specific protein kinase 2. Gene Ontology annotation, molecular function: ATP binding; protein serine/threonine kinase activity. Gene Ontology annotation, biological process: protein phosphorylation; actin cytoskeleton organization. Gene Ontology annotation, cellular component: cytoplasm; nucleus. The record is from RefSeq and is a predicted model, not a curated record. NCBI's taxonomy places the organism in Eukaryota, Metazoa, Chordata, Actinopteri, Salmoniformes, Salmonidae.
GUAGCUGCAUUAGGUAGCCUACUAUACGUCUGAAUACCAACUACUGAGAAGUGCAUAGGAAAGGCUGCACAGGAAAGGCAUACAUUUCCUAAAUCUGAAUUGGACACAGAAGUAAAAAAAAACCAUUAUCUUCUAUUGUAACUGACUUCAUAAUGUAGUUUCACGCUUCUUAUUGCAGAGUGGGUGGAGACUGAGUUGAGCCAAAUCAACCGACGUAAUGGAAGUUGGUUCCUAAGACAAACCAUCAAACAUGUAUUUCAUCGAGUUUGUUUCACCCCCCGUCGCCAUACCGCUUUCAGACUGUGAACCUUGCGUGACGCGAGUGCGUUGGUUGGAGACUGAAGAGCCGCACACCCUACACGGAAACGGUGAAGCGCGCCCAGAAUUCGGUGCCCAAUAUAUUUUAUCCUGUGUAGAAUAGAAUCAAGACAAUUCUGGGAGAGCACAUUACUUGCCUUUAUAAACGAAGUGGACUGUUAUAACCAUCUUCUGGAUAAGGACUAUAGCUACUGCCCAGCUGGCUUGGGUAUUGUACUGACUGACGGCCAGUGCAUUUUCAUCCAUCCUCAAGAUGCAUAUGAAUAGCUUAUUAAAUCAAUGGAACAUCACUCCCCACUCCAGGAUGUGUGACUGUGACGUGGACGUGUCCUCGGAGCCCACCAGCCCCACACUCUACGGCGAGUCCUCUGACAAAUACUACCAUGUGGACCGCUGGCAGAAGCUCCGCACCGCCGUCCGCAAGCUGGAGUUCUGGGAGAACUUCACAGCCGAGCUCAUCGGGAGCGGCUUCUUUUCCAAAGUCUACAAGGUGAUUCACAGUACGACCUGUAAGGUGAUGGUGGUGAAGAUAUAUAAGAAUGACGUGGACCAGGAUAGCAUCGUGCGUGAGAUCAGCCUACUGCAGAAGCUCUCCCAUCCCAACAUAGUCAGGUACCUGGGGAUCUGUGUGAAAGAAGAUAAACUCUACCCUAUUUUAGAGUACGUGAGUGGGGGCUGUCUGGAAGAGCUGUUAGCCAGGAAGGAUGUGUCUCUGUGCUGGAGGGAGAAGGUGGACCUGGCCUGUGACAUCACCAGGGGAAUGAUCUACCUGCACUACAAGAACAUCUAUCACAGGGACCUCAACUCCAAGAACUGUCUGAUCCGUGUGACAGCGCGGGGCAGGGAGGCCCUAGUCACAGACUUUGGCCUGGCCAGAGAGGUGGUGGAGCUGCCGGUUAAAGACCCAGAGAGGAAGCUCUCCCUGGUGGGAUCUGCCUUCUGGAUGGCCCCGGAGAUGCUUCGCGGGGAACCCUACGACCGGAAGGUGGACGUAUUCUCCUUUGGGAUUGUGCUCUGUGAAAUACUGGCAAGGAUCCCUGCAGACCCAGAGAUUCUACCAAGAACCCAGGACUACGGCCUGGAUGUGAGUGCGUUUAGGGAGCUGGCGAGCGGGUGUCCUCAGCGCGUGUUGGAGCUGGCAGCCAGCUGCUGUCUGAUGGAGUCCUUCAGGAGGCCGGCAUUCAUAGAGCUGCUGGAUGAACUGGGGGAGAUUGCUGAGACUCUUGAGCCGCCCCCUAACCCGCCCCCUAACUCAGAACAGACCACUGGGUGAGCAGCCUGGGCUGGCCUGGUCUGGCCGAAGCCCCCUGCCCACCCAUCAAUCUGGAGGAAGUUCUGUACUUAUAUAUGGGCUGAAUCCCAAAUGGCACUCUGUUCCUUGUAUAGUGUACUACUUUUGACCAGGGCCCUUUAGAGAAUAGGGUGCCAUUUGGGACACAACAACAACAGACAGCUGCGCAGGGCCAGGGGACAGAGUUCCCCAGGAUGACCUCUCUAUAGGGGCUGACCUCUAUGUCUGUGCCUACCUACACUGCACCUAUAGAUGUGUCGGUGCGUGGAUCCACAACUUUCAAAUUAAAGACUGGUGGAUUGACGAAUGGAAAAGACUAUAUGUGUCUUCUUGAAGAGAGGGUUUCUUCGGAAGCUGGAAGGCUUUACUUAACCAGUUCCACACACUUUGUGUGCAGUUGAAUAUUUUACCUAAGGGGGAUAGCAGUUGGGCAUCAUUUUGUUUAGCGGCAUGUCUCACCUUAUUUCAACGUUCUUUCCUUAAAUUCAUCUAAUAUUUCUACUUUUUGUUUGUUGUUGUUUAUGACAGUAUUUUGUGUUGACGAUACAGACAUGAAUCUGUUGAUGUCUUUCCUUCCAGCGUUGUUUUCUAUUGUCUAUCUAGCUCAAGUUUCUAUUGUUUAUUCGACUCUACCUAAAUGACCAGACGCUAGAGAGACGUCAUGUUCAACACUCCAUGUCACCUCUUCUCAGACAUGAAAUUGCCUCAGUUCAGUUAGCUGCGCUGUGAAUAGAGAUGUUGUUGUUCACAGCCUACAAGGAGCUCAACAAAGACCUCCCCACGGCCCUGAUUCUGACCUGCUGCCGUCAGUCCAGCUAGCUAGCACAACGCGGACGCCCGGCUGACGCCAGUGGGUGGGCACACAAUGUAACAGAGUUUGAUUCGUAACCUCACACCUCAGCUUGAAAUGUCUCUACGCGUGCUAUCAAAUUGGUACUUUUUCUAUUGGCUACUGUUAAGCAAACACAGUGACGCUUUACAUACAGUGGAUAGGUCUAACAUUAGCUACUAUUCAGUAAUACUCAAUUCAUUGUCCCUGAGCUCACUCUACCUGGCCGAAGAUCUUAUUUCAAUAGAUUUUGAAAAGUGCUGACACGUAGGAAAGUCAGCCAAUAACAACUUUCUGUGAGAACUUUCCAGUGAAGUCAAUGCUCUUGCCAAGUGACCAGUAUUUACCAGUGAGUGUGUGCCCGUCUCAAUCUGAUGUUUCAAGUAUCACUUGAAGAGUAGAGAUAUAUUUUAUUAGCUUUUGUUGUUGUAAAAAAUUAUAUUUUUAUUGAGCUAUUUUUUUUUUUAAAUCAUAUCAAAUAAUAGUUCAAAUUGAACAAUCUAGACAUUCCUCCUGUCAUAAAACUUUUUUCGAAUUUUAGGUUUUUAAAAUAUUAUUAAAUAUCCCCUCCUCCUCUGCUCUGGCAGGUCUUUGUGAUAUUCUAUGAAGGAAGUUCUUACUUUAUUUGGACUUUGUGCACCAUUACUCUGAAAAGCUAAAGACAUUUGUAAGAAAUGAAAAAUAGGCAUUUAAAGAAAAAAAGUGAUAUUUGAAACAUGUACAUGUAUUUUACAAAUGAAUUGCUUCUUUCAAUAAAAGUUUUUUCUAGUACAG